UGCGGAACCAAAGAGCCGACACAAAUUUUUGGCCAGGCUUUUGCAUUUGCCACUCAACGUCUUCUACCAACUCAACGUCUCUCGACGCUCGUUUACCCAUAGAGCACUCGUCAUGUCGCACCUGGCGCCUGUACCCCACGACACUACGUACUACGCCAAAUGCAUGCUCGGCGGUGUCCUUGCGUGUGGCGUCACCCACGCUGGUAUUACGCCUCUCGAUGUCGCCAAGUGCAACAUGCAGGUAAACCCCGCGAAAUACACUGGCCUAACGUCUGGCCUUGCUACUCUGCUACGUGAGGAAGGACAGACAGGUAUUUGGAAAGGGUUCGGUCCUACGCUCGUCGGUUACUCCCUCCAGGGAAUGUUCAAAUAUGGUCUCUAUGAGGUGUUCAAGGACUUGUACUCCGACCUGGCUGGCGAGGAGAAUGCCAAAAAAUACAAACCUGCCAUCUGGCUCGCUGGAUCUGCGUCGGCAGAAGUCUUUGCUGACAUUGCACUCUGUCCUUUCGAGAUGACCAAAGUCAAGAUCCAGACCAGUCCCAGCGGGACGUUUCCUACUGGCUUCGGCGCUGCCCUUGCAGAAAUGAAGAAAAACAAGGUCGACACUCGCUAUCCUUUUGGCUCCCUUGUACCACUUUGGUCACGUCAGAUCCCGUAUACGAUGGCCAAGUUCUUCUUCUUUGAGAAGAUCGUGCAGCUAUUCUACACGCACGUCUUCACGGAGCCCAAGGAGACUUACUCCAAGUCGACCCAGCUUGGUGUCACGUUCGCCUCUGGCUACCUUGCUGGGGUUGUUUGUGCAAUCGUGUCGCACCCCGCUGAUUCCAUCGUGUCUCUGAUGGGUAAGCCUUCCCACAAGGGCAAGAGCGUUGGCCAGAUUGCGUCAGAAACGGGUAUGGUUACGCUUGCUACCAAGGGUCUCGGGACUCGCGUUAUCAUGAUUGGCACGCUGACGGGCUUCCAAUGGUGGAUCUACGAUACCUUUAAGUCAUCCAUGGGACUUGGAACUACUGGUGGAAAAUAGAUUCCGUAUAUGUUUUAGACCUACAUCUAGUCACUUAUAUUUCCGACAUUACCCGUGGCACAAUAUAGAGUCGGAUGAUUCCGAGCCGAGGUGGUGUUAUUACCCCGCAU
Messenger RNA from Pisolithus orientalis, 1134 nucleotides. RefSeq names its product mitochondrial carrier protein. Gene Ontology annotation, molecular function: phosphate transmembrane transporter activity. Gene Ontology annotation, biological process: mitochondrial phosphate ion transmembrane transport. Gene Ontology annotation, cellular component: mitochondrial inner membrane. The transcript has 4 exons. NCBI's taxonomy places the organism in Eukaryota, Fungi, Basidiomycota, Agaricomycetes, Boletales, Pisolithaceae. The record is from RefSeq and is a predicted model, not a curated record. The coding region runs from base 113 to 1024 and encodes 303 amino acids.